ACAAAAGGAAAAUGCAAGUAGCGCGCCCACCGUCGCCGUCCCUAUUCUCCACCCCGUCUAUUCCCGGAUGUUCGUUCCUGCGUUUUAGCUGGACUAAACGGGUCGGUUUCAGCUUCUCAAACGUCUGUUGCGUAGCGCCAUUGCUGCCGGCUGCUGUACGCGAGGAGGAUGGCUUUUCCAAGUACUCCGGUUAUCUUUUCGAGCUAAGUCCUGACGAGGAGGAAGCGCUUACAGAGUACAGCAUCUCGAGAAUUUAUGAAGUCUAUCAGAAUAAGCCGUUCGUUGUGCUGCGACGACUCCUCCAGGUUGUAUCCACUUUUGGAAAAUGGUUCGCCCUCAGAUACAUCGACUCCUUAAGUGGACGAGUGGACGAGAUGUUUAAGGUUAGAGCUGAGGGACUGAGGAAGAUACUAGUCCAGCUUGGUCCGGCAUAUGUUAAAAUUGCACAGGCUAUCUCAUCUCGUCCUGAUUUGAUUCCUCCUUCAUAUUUGGAUGAACUCUCACUGUUGCAAGACCAAAUUACUCAAUUUCCCAAUGAAGUUGCUUUUAGUAAAAUAGAGCAAGAACUUGGGUUUCCAUUAGAUGUACUUUACUCUGAGGUUUCACCAGAUCCUGUUGCAGCAGCAUCACUUGGACAGGUUUACCAAGCUAGGCUUCGAUCUAGCAAGCAAGUAGUUGCUGUCAAAGUGCAAAGGCCAGGAGUUCAAGCUGCAAUCUCCUUGGACAUGUUAAUUUUAAGGUUUCUAGCAGGCCUAGUAAGGAAAGCGGGGAAAUUUAAUACUGAUCUUCAGGCUGUUGUUGAUGAGUGGGCAUCGAGCCUUUUUCAGGAGAUGGAUUAUAAGAGGGAAGCAAAUAAUGCAGUCAGAUUCAGUUAUAUGGUGACAUUAAGGAUGUUAUGGUUCCAGAGAUGUAUUUGUCACAAACUACUCACAAAGUUCUCACCAUGCAAUGGGUAGAGGGGACAAAGCUGGCUGAAGUGAAGGAUCUUUAUUUGAUUGAGGUUGGUGUGUACUGCUCAUUCAAUCAACUUUUGGAAAAUGGUUUUUAUCAUGCAGAUCCGCAUCCUGGAAACCUUCUUCGUACAUAUGACGGAAAGCUAGCUUACUUAGACUUUGGAAUGAUGGGCGAAUUUAAACAAGAACUUCGUGAUAGCUUCAUGGAAGCAUGUCUCCAUCUUGUAAAUCGUGAUUAUGAUGCACUGGCCAAGGACUUCGUCACUCUUGGCUGACAAGGCUGCAGUUACAACGGCAUUAACUGGUGUUUUCCAAGAUGUUGUUGCAAAAGGAGUCCAGAAUAUAAGCUUUGGGGAUUUUCUUGCAGACUUAGGAAUUAACAUGUACAAAUUCAAAUUCCGGAUACCUUCCUAUUUUUCUUUAGUAAUUCGGAGCCUUGCUGUUUUGGAGGGUAUUGCAAUAAGCUAUGAUCCAAAUUACAAGGUUUUGGGCAGUACAUAUCCUUGGAUUGCUAGGAAAGUACUGACUGACAGCUCACCCAAACUGAAAUCUACCCUACGAGCCCUUCUUUACAAGGAUGGUAAAUUCAGGAUAGAUCGUUUGGAGUCUCUUAUAUCUGAGUCCCUCCGUGCCCGGAAAGAGAAAACCCUCACAAGGGAGCAAAGUGACUUUCGUGAAUCUAGGUUCAUUUUCAAGCAAGUUCUUGCUUUUGCUUUGAAUAAAAAGGUUACUUUCUUAAGAGAGGUACUUCUUGAUGAGCUAGCUAAGGGUUUGGAUGCACUCGGGCUUGCAACUUUUGAUUCUAUAACAACUGUGUCUACAAACCUAGCAUUGUCUUCUUCCUAUUCAUUUUCUUUGAUGACAGAUGAAGACAUUGUUAAUCUUAGAAACUUGCAGCGUCUUAUAUUAUUUCUGCAAGGACUUGAUAAAAGGCCUGGCAUGGUAUGCUCAAUUUAUUUGAUUUUGGAAGGAGUCUGAAGAGUUGCCUGCACGAAAAACUGGAGGAUCACAGUAAAAAAUUUAGAUCCAUGCAAUUGAUUUGAUUACUUUUGUAACCAUUGUUUUCAUCUUAGUGUUGCGCGUUUUCAUCUUAUGUAAUUGCCUUAUUGAUAGAGAGCAGAGAGAGCAAGGGGCGGGGACGGGCUUGAGCCCACCUUCGUGGGCUGGCUGCGGACAAUUUAAUUAAUUUUAAUUAUUCCUUUUAAUUAAAUUUCCUUUUAAUUUGAUUAGGACUUCUAUUCUUAUUAGAAUUAGAGGUUUCCUAUUUCUAUUUAGUUUCCUAGAAUGAUUUAAUUAGGACUUCUACUAGAACUAGAGGUUUUCUAUUCUAUUUAGUUUCCUAUUAUGAUUUAAUUAGGAUUCCUAUUCUUAUUAGACCUAGAGGAUUAUAUAUACCCCUUGUAUGCUUCAUUCUUGAUCAUCUUGGAAUAAAAUUGGAGUUUAGCCUUUUGGCUCUGGGCAACGUUGAUUAUCUGGGCAACGGUUUACCUCGUUGAUUUUAUUUUUCCGUUACACAACAAUUGGUCCGACCUGCCGGAUCCCGCCCCGCCGGAAUGACAAGAUCUCAGAACGAAACGAACGACUGCCAGAAUUGGAGGCCGAACAUGCCCUGAUCAAUCAAAAGCUUGACACGCAAGGACAGAAACUUGGCGUGCAGGGGCAGAAACUUGACUCGCAAGGAAGAGCAGGCCGCCCAGCUUGCGGAAAUCGCAGCCUCCCUGGCAGCGAUCGCGAAGGCCAUGGUGCCGCCGGCGAAGUCUCCAAGCGUGACCGUCGAAAGCGACUCCUCCGCCCACGUCGCGACUGUCUUCCCCGAUGAUGGCGGAACGCGCAGCGCUUCCACGACGCUACUUCCCUCGUUCGACGGUGAAGACCCGAUUGGAUGGCUGACGAGAGUGGAGCAACAGUUAGAGCUCAACAGAACCCCACCUCACAGACAAGUUGGAAGGGGUUGCCCUCUUUUGGGUGACUUGGUUGAAGGCGCGCAAACCCGGCAUGACCUGGGCAGACUGGUGGCCAGAUUUGAUUCCCGAUUUCAGGGUAAUCAGUUUGAACGCCUGGCUGGCGCCAAACAAAUUGGAUUAGUGGAGGACUACAAUACCCUAUUUGUUCAGUUAGCCAGUCAAGUUCUGGGAUUGUCCGAUGAUCGUUAUUUGGGAUACUUCAUGAACGGGCUAAAAGAAUCAAUCUGCAGCUCGCUACACUUGUUUCGACCAGGUAACUUGGAAGAAGCCAUGAAAUUAGCUCGCAAUGUGGAACAUAAUUUGUCCGUCCAGAAUGGAGGAAGUGGCAGCCCGAAUUAUAUUCCAGCAGGGGUACGUUCCAACAACUUUUUAAUGUCAAACCCGAGUCCUCCGUUGACUGCCAGUGGUGGCAACCUACAGGGAUCAAGCGGCAGCUUUCCGAAGGAUAGUGGACAGCACCCGGGCACAAUGUCAGGACUGUCCGGGCAGCCUGCGACACGCUCUCAGUUCACUCGACUUCCGCCGAAAGAGUUUGCAGAAUUGCGGGCAAAAGGAUUAUGCUCUAUGUGUAAGAAACCAUUUACACCAGGGCAUGACUGUCCCUUUAAGCAGUUAUGGGUAAUGAUAGCUGAGGAGUAUGAGUUGGACCUCCAACAACAUGAGUAUUGUGAAAUAACCGGCCAGGAAAAGGUUCUGAAAGGCCAGGGGAGUCCGGAAGGAGAUGAAGGAUAUUUUUCAGUCUAUUCUAUGGCUGGAAAUUUCAGUUCACGGUCCGCGAGAUUUCAACCUUCAGGACAAGGUUAUUGUGAAGGAGGAUGGAUUGAUAGAGAGCAAGGAGAGCAAGAGGCGGGGACGGGCUUGAGUCCACCUUCGUGGGCUGGCCGCGGACAAUUUAAUUAAUUUUAAUUAUUCCUUUUAUUUUAUUUCCUAAUUUAUUUUGUUUCCUAGUAUGAUUUAAUUAGGACUUCUAUUCUUAUUAGAAUUAGAGGUUUCCUAUUUCUAUUUAGUUUCCUAGAAUGAUUUAAUUAGGACUUCUACUAGAACUAGAGGUUUCCUAUUCUAUUUAGUUUCCUAUUAUGAUUUAAUUAGGAUUCCUAUUCUUAUUAGACCUAGAGGAUUAUUUAUACCCCUUGUAUGCUUCAUUCUUGAUCAUCUUGGAAUAAAAUUGGAGUUUAGCCUUUUGGCUCUGGGCAAUGGUAAUUUUACCGUUGAUUAUCCGGGCAACGGUUUACCUCGUUGAUUUUAUUUUUCCGUUACACAACACUUAUCCCCAGACAUUCUUACUCUUUACCAGAAUUUACUUAAUCAAUUUAAGGGUCUUUUAUGACGCAAUUGGGCAACCAUUAAGUUUAGACGCUCCUCAUUACUAACUGUUAUUAAGAGGGCUAAUGACUUCAACUUAUACUCUAAGCAGGGGGAGCUAUCAAACAGAGCACCUUUUUCCCUUGCUCAUUUUGGAUCUGCUCAGGAACUGCUAUCACUUCUUUCUGUCAUUGCUGAGCUCCCACAAGAUAUGCAACAAGAGUUGGUGUUGCGUUUACCAACUGAUUUAGCAGGAAAGGUAGCUUCACGUGUUGCUGCGAGGACACUGCGUAGGAUCUUAUUGUAAAGAGAUUCUCUAUCUAUUACAGUAAAAUCUAUAGAAGACAUCGAGUGUGUUUUGAAUAUAAUAGUACUGAUGAAUGAAUUUUUGAGAUUUAAUCUUUUACCAAACCAAAUUGGAUUGUAAUUAUUUCCUUCAUAAAUGAGCUCAAACGUUUCAGUUCAUCAUGUGUCAUGCUUGGUGAACAAUAGAUUGAAAUUCUCAGUUAGAAGUUAGAGGAG
Messenger RNA from Cuscuta epithymum, 4741 nucleotides. Lineage: Eukaryota; Viridiplantae; Streptophyta; Magnoliopsida; Solanales; Convolvulaceae. The record is from the annotation of a GenBank genome assembly.